Penicillium macrosclerotiorum is the source of this 1350-nucleotide messenger RNA. RefSeq names its product zinc-dependent alcohol dehydrogenase family protein. NCBI's taxonomy places the organism in Eukaryota, Fungi, Ascomycota, Eurotiomycetes, Eurotiales, Aspergillaceae. The record is from RefSeq and is a predicted model, not a curated record. The transcript has 6 exons. Gene Ontology annotation, molecular function: zinc ion binding; oxidoreductase activity. The coding region runs from base 1 to 1350 and encodes 449 amino acids.
AUGGACAGACCGAAUCACUUUGAUCUUCCCCCUUCCAUGCGAGCUUUGGAGUAUAGUGAAGCUCGAAAGUUCAGCAUUGUUGAGAAGAGUCUUCCGACAAUUCGCGAGCAUGAUGUUUUGAUCAAAGUAAAGGCCUCUGGAAUCUGUGGUACAGACCUUCAUAUUCACGAUGGUGAAUUUGGAGCCCAGUUUCCCCUUGUCCCUGGCCAUGAGACUGUAGGUGUGGUUGCAGCAUUUGGCAGUGGGGUUCUGGAUUUCAAUAUUGGAGAUCGUGUAGUGGCAGACAACUCUGAGUUGUGCGGACACUGUCAUUACUGCCGCCGAGGCAAGGAGCUUUUCUGCGAGAAUUUUGUCGCCCAUGGUGUUAUGGUUGAUGGAGGAUUCGCGGAGUAUGCCACGUACCCGGCAAACCGAGUCUUCAAAUUCAAAAAUCUCUCAGAUGUGGAUGCGACAUUGUUGGAGCCCGCAGCCUGUGCAGCCCACGGAUUGGACAAAAUCGCUCCCCAAAUGGGUUCCAGUGUACUUUUGUUUGGCGCGGGCCCGACGGGACUUAUUCUGGCUCAGCUUCUUCGUCAAAACGGCGGGUGUCAUACUGUAAUCGCUGCGCCGGCCGGGUUGAAGAUGGAACUUGCCAAGUCUCUCAAUGCAGCCGAUGAAUUUGUGGAACUCCCCCGUGAUGCCCAUGCAUCGGCCGCUAAGAUGGAGGACCUUCGAACCAAAAAUCCAUAUGGCUUUGACAUUGUCGUUGAAGCUACAGGCAACGCUAAAAUUUUGGAAAAUUCGAUCAACUUCGUUACCAAGGGGGGUAAACUGGUAGUAUAUGGAGUCUAUGGUGAAAGCGAUCGCGUCUCUAUACCACCGAACAAGAUUUUCAAAGAGGAGAUAAAUGUCAUAGGGUCAUUCAGUCAGACCUACAAGUUUCCAGCUGCUAUCGACUAUCUUGUGAUACUCGAUAACGUAAUUCCAAAGCGAACCGCCCACCGCAAAACACAUAACUCCAUUUUACGAGCGACUCUAGAGGCCUUCGGGAAGAUUGAGACCUCAAACAAGUACCUCCACCAAGAGAUUGAAGCCAGACACGUCGAGACCUCCAGAUUCCAAUCACAGAUCACUCAGCUUCGCAACGAGCUGAGCCGGUGGGAUGGGAGAUAUAAGGAAGAGACGAAGAGCUACAAGGAUGCAUGGGUGGAGAUGCAGAAGAAAAUAGAGGAAUUCAGACAAACGGCUGCAACAACGAACUUGACAGCAUGCACCUGUCAUGGCCGCUACGAAGAGCUGCCCGCGGAGCGCCAAUCGCUCCGCACCGCGGUGACCUACCCGAACCGGAAGCCUUUACCGUCACCACUAUAA